UAGAAAGUCAUUUUAAGGGGGGGAAAAAAAAGAAAACAGCUAGCUUUCUGCAUUGGCCGGGAAUCGAACCCGGGCCUCCCGCGUGGCAGGCGAGAAUUCUACCACUGAACCACCAAUGCCUGAGCGAAGCUUUCUCUCGGCUAGGUCGGUAGUCGUCUUUCGGCCCGCCUGGCUCCCCUCCCCUGCGCUCCGGAGCGGAGUUGCAUCCCAGUCGAGGGCCCGCACCAGCAAGAAGGUUCCCCGAGGGGCCGCGCUCAGCUGAGACCCGAAACCCCGAGUUCCGUCCUCGCCCCCGUGGCGCCGGAAGCGGGGCACCCCGCCCUGCCGCCCCCUUCUCCCCUUUCUCCCAGGAAGGGCCUCCCACCCCCGGGAUCAGCAGCGUCCCGAGGCUCCCGGGCGGCCCACCCGCACUUCCUGAGGCCAGAAGGCAAAGCGGGGGCGGCCGGAAACCUCAUCCACAGGCCUGGGGGCAUCGCGAUGAAGGCGAAGGUCUCCCUCCGAAUGUCCCCCGAGUGCCUCAGGGCUCCCACCGACCUCUCCCCUCGUUCCUGGGCGCAGGGCCCCAGAAGCAGCAGCUACAGCCUGGAUUAUGAGCUACACCGGGAAGAUAGCCCCUGCAGGGUGUACGAACACCAGGGGGUCCCUCCCCUCCUCCACCGUGUGCCUGUCAGGAUCUGGAGGGCCCACCUGGGCACGGGGGCCAAGGGCCGCUUCAGUCCCCACAGGGCCCCCAGGAAGAGCCAGCUGCCCCCCGAGAUAAAGCUCCAGACCGAGGAGCUGCACUGCCUCAGGGCCGAGCUGAGCCACAUCAAAGCCCAGGUGGACCGCCUGCUGCAGCGCGUGGAGCUCAUGGAACAGCGGAGGGACCAGCUUCCAGGGACAGAGGUCUGUGAACAGAACAGGGGCUCUGGGAGUCAGGGGUCCUUAUGCAGAACCACCGAACCGAGGCAGAAGCCCAGAGGCCCGAGGGCCCUUCCGGAGGCGGACGGCUCCCAGGAGCACACAGACCCAGAGGACGCGGUCAAGAAUCAGGCAUUAGACCAGGAGGGCUGUCAGUAGCAGGCUGGAACCCCUCCAGGCUCAGCAGCUCCAGGCACGGUCCUUUCCUUGAGUGUUUUCUCGAGGGUCUCUCAGUGGCACCCAAGCCACCCAUCCUGGAGCAAAGGCGAUGGAAAUGGAGGCAUGGCGCAGCCAGGCACCCUCCGCUAGUGCUGGUUUUAGCUUUGUCCAGAUGGCAGUCUAGGUACUGCAGGGAAGGGGGGCGGCCCGCAGCUGCCCAGCACCAGCGCACCAUCUCAGGCUGCAAGGGGAGCUCGACGCCCGCCUCCCGGAGCAGCAUCAGCUCUCUUCCCCUCUCGAAGCCCCCAGUCCCGUCUGGGCGUCAACAGGCUUACCGUUCUUACCUUGCUUCUUGCUGCUGUGAUUCUAUGUAUUUCAGAUCUGCUUUGGAAAUACAUAUAAUGUCACUGGGGGCAAAUAAAGUUUGUAUCUUUCCCCCAGUCAGGGGUUCUUGGUGUGGUCCCCAGGCCUCAUUCUGGUCUUUCAGCUGCCUCAAGCCAGCCUUUCCUAGAGCUGAGCAGGCCCCUGAGACACAAGCUUAGGUCACACCAAGCUGGUGCAGGGAGGACCCCGGGCGGCCCUUUUGCCAAUUCAGACCUGAGCACAGACCUGCAGGGCUCAGGAGCCACACAGGGCGGAGCCCACCCUCGUGGUCAGACAGGCCCCCUCUGCCCUACAGAAUCGCCAGACUCCCUCUCCAGUAUCCAGAA
This is a messenger RNA of Dama dama (fallow deer), 1769 nucleotides long. RefSeq lists its product as uncharacterized. The record is from RefSeq and is a predicted model, not a curated record. The transcript is spliced from 6 exons. Lineage: Eukaryota; Metazoa; Chordata; Mammalia; Artiodactyla; Cervidae. Bases 478 to 1059 code for a protein of 193 amino acids.